Molecule: messenger RNA, 1031 nt
Organism: Ornithodoros turicata
Lineage: Eukaryota; Metazoa; Arthropoda; Arachnida; Ixodida; Argasidae
Exons: 10
Coding region: 83-988 (301 amino acids)
Source: RefSeq, a predicted model, not a curated record
GAGAGGCGCUCUGUACUUAAUACUGCGCAGAUGCUCCGUAUCAGUUGAAGCUCAAGCUCUAACAACGCGUUGCCACUGCGUCAUGAUGAAAUUUCUUGCGUGCCUCGUUUUAGCUCUCUACGCUACAGGGAGUGGCGCCGCUGGGUUGCCGAAAAAAAUACAGUUUGGGACAUACGUAUUGUAUGACACGAGCGUCAGGAGGAGAAGUACGACUGGCAUAGGAGUGUACACCAAACUUCUCUUCAAUGCGAUAAAUGCGAGAUUACCAUUCAACGUCACCGGAACGCAGAUUGAACUGGUAUUGAUCGGGAUGAAAGAAGUUUCGGAUAACGCCAUCGUUUUAGACCCUAACGGAUACCCCCCCUUAUCUGUCACUGCAGGAUCCCUGUUCUCGUAUGUGAGUCAACAGGACAGAACAGGAGGGAGAGAUAACACCAUGAAAAAUGCUGAUAUUGUUCUCUACUUCAGCGGGACAAUGUCCAGGGCAGCCCGUUUCAACGGAAAGUAUUACAAUGCUUGGAGCCCGGGUGGCACAAUUUGCACACGCAACAAUGGAGUCACGGUUGGCUUGUAUAAUCCGGACUUUGACAAGAUGGAAAGUAUCAUGUUCGGCAUCCUAAGACUCCUGGGAAGUGAUGAGACUGGCGGGGUAGCAGCAAAUCUGAACACCAAAUCCAGGAGAUGUUUGAACAAGAAACCGCGUGGUGUGUACAGCAACGUGACCAAGCUUCCAGGAGAAGACCUCGACGGAACCGUGUAUUGCAAAGAGUUUGCAAGCGACAGCGAUGCCUUCUCAUUAUGCGAGACUCUUAACGACGGGUGUACCCUAAGUUGUUGUUGGAACAACAACGUGCAAGAAUUCCGAAGAACUUCAGCGCCAGAUGGCUUCGGAUGCGGGAAGAGAAAUAGCAAGAUAUGCUUCAUGGACAAGUGUGUACCACGCAGAUCUCUCGGGACGAUUGGCUACAAGUAUCCCAAAAAGACAUAAUUCUUACGCUACACCAGUCAAUAAAGAUGGUUUCCACCCGCAA